AUCGCUAUCAGUUAUUCACAGUUCCUUCGACCAGUGAAGAUCUUUCCGCCGACAAACAAUCAACCAUGAAGUGCGACGCCGUUGUUGAGAAAAUCAAGGCCCGUGUUGCCGGAAUCGACGCUAGCGGUACCCGCAAGGUUCUUGGAGUGUUCCAGUUGAACAUCGAAGCGGCUGAUGGUCUCCAUGAGUUGGUUGUGGAUCUGAAGGACUUGAAGGUGUACGAAGGUAAGGCUGCCAAUGCCGAUGUCGUGAUCAACAUGAAGGACGAAGACUUCAUUGCCGUCGGAACCAAGGCUGUCUCGGUGCACGAUGCCGUCGAGCAGGGCAAGGUCAAGAUGACCGGAGAUGAGGCUCUCUUCCAGGCUCUGGUUGAUGCCAUCUAAGCUGCACGGGAUAAUGCGUUUGAAUAAUGAUCUGGAAAUACAUGCAUGUGUAUCAUAUGUAAUGUAACAA
Messenger RNA from Aedes albopictus (Asian tiger mosquito), 453 nucleotides. Its product is annotated as non-specific lipid-transfer protein-like 1. The transcript has 2 exons. Bases 66 to 383 code for a protein of 105 amino acids. Gene Ontology annotation, cellular component: cytosol. NCBI's taxonomy places the organism in Eukaryota, Metazoa, Arthropoda, Insecta, Diptera, Culicidae. The record is from RefSeq and is a predicted model, not a curated record.